Molecule: messenger RNA, 2226 nt
Organism: Dovyalis caffra
Lineage: Eukaryota; Viridiplantae; Streptophyta; Magnoliopsida; Malpighiales; Salicaceae
Source: the annotation of a GenBank genome assembly
AUGGCCAGAAAUCUUGGAGGAUUUCUGGUGCUGAUCGUUGCGGCAUUGAUCUACUCAUCUGCCGUUGCUUCUUCUGUCUUUCAACCGAUCUCCGAUUCUCACCGAUCUGCUGCUUUAGAGCUCUUCACGCCUCUUGAUGGAUCCUUUACCAGUUUAGAGGAAACAUACGAGGCGCUUAGGACGUUUGAGGUUCUUGGAAUUGAUAAAAAGUCUGAUAUCAGUACAGCUGCUUGCCAGUCUGUGUCGGAGAUCCUUGGUUCAUUGUCUUCUACUUUGAAGGAUUCAUUCUAUGCCUUAAAAGUCAACGGAAUAUUAAAGUGUGACAUCAAAGAGGAUGUUUUUGAGGGUGUUGCUUCAAGGCUACAAGCUGCUGCUGGUGGCGCAAGUGCUUUGCUUGAUUUUUACUAUUCCGUGGGAGGUUUAGUUCUUAUCAAGGAUCAAACUUCUAAAGGUGAUCUUUAUCUUGCCGAUGCUGAAGGAGUAUUUCGCUCCAUCAAGGUUGGUUAUUACUUGGAAUUAUGGGCCCAUGUGGGACUAGUUACUGACGUGGUGAGAGUUGGUGGGUUUAGUAGGUCCAGCACUGGUCUGCUUAGAAGUUUAUUCCACUAUGUUUUGGUUGACGCUUUAAGCCAGAGUGAUGGAAGAUGGCGCUAUAAUUCUAAUAAUCCUGAGUCUAGUACCUUUGCUGCUGGUUUAGCACUUGAAGCACUUGCUGGUAUUGUCUCAUUAUCAUCUUCUGAGAUCGAUCAAUCUCUGAUCGGUACAACUAAAAAUGAUAUAUUGAAGCUGUUUGACAGCAUUGAGAAGUAUGAUGAUGGGGCCUUUUACUUUGAUGAGAAACUGGUUGAUGUACUUGAACACCAAGGUCCUCUUUCAACUACAUCAUCUGUUGUUAGGGGGCUGGCAGCUUUUGCAGCUGUGACUUCAGGAAGCUUGAAUCUUCCAAGUAGCAAAAUUUUGGGUUUGGCAAAAUUUUUUCUUGGCAUUGGAAUUCCGGGUGAUGCCAAAGACUUGUUCAACCAAGUAGAUUCAUUGGCUUUUCUAGAGAGCAAUACGGUUUCCAUUCCACUGAUUCUAUCGCUUCCAGCUACGGUGAUUUCAUUAACUAAGAAGGAUGCACUUAAGGUUAAGGUGAAUACUGUGCUUGGUUCAAAUGCACCUGCUUUGACAGUGAAUCUUGUACGAGUUUUCAGAUCUGGUUCAAAGGAUACUUCAUUAAUUGAGAGUCAGGAGCUCAAGUUCGACCCUGAAAGUGCGGUCUAUAUGUUAGAUGCUUUGCCAAAGAGUGUUGAUGUUGGAAAAUACACUUUUGUUUUUGAGACGGUGCUUCAUGAUCCAGACCACAAAAACUUAUAUGCCACUGGAGGCCAAACACAAAUUCCAAUAUUUGUGACCGGUGUUGUCAAAAUUGAUAGUGCAGAAAUCGCAGUGCUUGACAGCGAUCUUGGGAGCAUAGAAACCAAGAAGAAGAUAGAUUUAGCUGGAGAAAAUGCCGUAUCAUUAUCUGCAAAUCACCUUCAGAAGCUGCGCCUCUCUUUCCAGUUGUCUACUCCUCUUGGCCAUGCUUUUAAGCCACAUCAGGCAAUUCUUAAGUUGACGCAUGAGACUGAGGUUGAGCAUAUCUUUGUGGUGGGGAGCUCUGGAAAACAGUUUGAGGUUAUUCUGGAUUUCCUUGGACUGGUUGAGAAAUUUUUCUAUUUAUCAGGGAGAUACAAUGUUCAGCUCACUGUGGGUGAUGCUGUUAUGGAGAAUUCUUUCUUAAAAGCCAUUGGUCACGUUGACCUAGAUCUACCAGAACCACCUGAGAAGGCACCCCAGCCUCCACCACAGCCUCUUGAUCCAAUCUUGAGAUAUGGUCCUAAAGCAGAGAUAACUCACAUCUUCAGGGCUCCUGAGAAGCUUCCACCUAAGGAGCUUUCUAUUACCUUCUUGGGUCUUGUACUUGUACCGUUCCUUGGGUUCUUGGUUGGGGAUGCCCCAUAUAGUACUUCUAGUAUUAUCAAGCUACUGCGUUUAGGUGUGAACGUGAAGAACUUCCCUUCCUCAUCUGUUCCUGCCAUGUUUGCUGGCCUCUUCCAUCUCGGCAUUGCAGCAGUUCUGUUGCUCUAUGCUCUUUUCUGGCUGAAGAUAGAUCGAGGUCCGGGCCCAGGCCCAGACAUUCUUGAAAGGAAUUUAACAAAUCAGCCUGUAUAUGGGACGAGAUCUAUAUACAUUGUCUGGGCUUAG